Microsporum canis CBS 113480 is the source of this 1422-nucleotide messenger RNA. Its product is annotated as vacuolar sorting protein 35. Gene Ontology annotation, biological process: retrograde transport, endosome to Golgi; intracellular protein transport. The transcript is spliced from 7 exons. NCBI's taxonomy places the organism in Eukaryota, Fungi, Ascomycota, Eurotiomycetes, Onygenales, Arthrodermataceae. The record is from RefSeq and is a predicted model, not a curated record. The coding region runs from base 1 to 1422 and encodes 473 amino acids. Gene Ontology annotation, cellular component: retromer, cargo-selective complex; retromer complex; late endosome.
AUGGCCAGUGCCCCCCAUGUCCCGGAGGACCAGAGCCGCCUCCUCGAAGAGGCCCUGGGGGUGGUACGACAGCAAUCGCAUAUGAUGCGAAGAUGUUUAGAAACUCCAGGAAAGCUGAUGGAUGCAUUGAAAUGCGGAUCUACAUUGGUAGCCGAACUUCGAACUCCCACAUUGGGACCAAAGCAAUACUACGAAUUGUACAUGUCGGUAUUUGAUGCGCUUCGUCACCUAUCAGACUACCUUCGAGAGUCUCAUCCGGUGAACCACCUGGCAGAUUUAUAUGAGCUAGUACAGUAUGCGGGAAACAUUGUUCCCCGGCUCUACCUUAUGAUUACUGUCGGCACAGUGUACAUGUCCAUUCCGGAUGCUCCAGUGAAGGAAAUCAUGAAGGACAUGAUGGAAAUGAGCAGGGGUGUACAACACCCAAUCCGCGGGCUAUUUUUGAGAUACUAUCUCUCUGGCCAGGCGCGAGAUCACUUACCCAUGGGAUCUGGUGAUGGGCCACAAGGCAACUUGCAAGAUUCGACCAAUUUCGUUCUAACCAAUUUUGUGGAAAUGAACAAGCUAUGGGUGCGGUUACAGCAUCAGGGCCACUCAAGGGAACGAGAGAAGCGAACACAAGAGAGGAAAGAACUAGAGCUUCUUGUUGGAAGCAACCUUGUUCGUUUAAGCCAGCUGGUUGACCUUGAGUCGUACAAAUCGGUUAUAUUGCAACCCCUUUUAGAGCAGGUGGUUCAAUGCCGAGAUGUGCUUGCGCAGGAGUAUUUGCUGGAAGUGAUAACAAAGGUAUUCCCAGAUGAAUACCAUCUACAUACUUUGGACUCAAUGUUGUCUGCUAUUGCAAGACUGAAUCCCCAUGUCGACAUGAAGAAAAUUGUGAUUGGCCUCAUGGAUAGGCUCUCGACUUAUGCAACCCGUGGGUCGGAAAAGAGUGAUGACCCGGAAGUAAGGAGGAAGGCGGAAGAGGAGGCAACAGUAAGAUUAUUGGAAAACCUCCAGCUUUCGAAACAAAGAGGCACGACAGCCACAGCCUCGGAUGAGCAGAAGCCGGGGAAGUCUGAUGAUGAGAAGCUACUGCUAAAUCUACAGAAGCAAAUGCUACAAAUGACCAGCAAGAAGACCAUGAGUCAACAUCGGCCCUUCCUGGGAAUGUUAAGCUCUAUGAAAUCUUCUACGAUCAAGAACAUAUAUCCGGACCGACUAGAAGAAUACGUUGAUCAAGUGCUACAAUAUGCUACGAAGACUGCAACUGAACACUAUGACAGCGCGGACUUCCAUUCCGCACCAGCCCAAUCCAGCAUAUUAAACCUUUUACUCGCCCCCCUCCAGUCCAGCCUGGUGGGUAUCCGGGUGCCCAAUCUCAACGACGCGGCGGGGAAACAGAGGAGACAAUCGAAGAGCAAGGGUGGCUUGCGCGAAUAG